UCUGUCGCAUUGUUAACGUCACUCAAGUGCGCCUGGAUUAGGAAGAAGACCACUAUGGAUGAUAAAGCGUUGGAUCUUGUGAAGGUGCAUGGAGUUGGAGGUUAUGACUCAGACUUCAGUGAAGAUGAAAGCCAAGGAGAAAAAAUACAGUAUGAACAAAAAAGAUUCCGUAAAGAUGACCCCCUUCUGCAGAAGGCAUUUCAGAGAGAAAAGCAUACUAAGCUUGCCCACAGGAAUGUUGCGGCACAGGAAUGGGAUCGGGAAGAAGCAAGGAACAGGCGUCACCACCUGAUUUCAAUGAAUGCCUAUGACAGACAUAAGAAGUUUGUGAGUGACUAUAUAUUGUAUUAUGGUGGCAAGAAGGAGGAUUUUAAACGUUCAACGGCAAAUGAUAAAACGGAUGUAGAUGUGCUGAGAGAAAACCAUCGUUUCUUAUGGAGAGAGGAGGAUGAAGAGGAUAUGACAUGGGAGAAGGAGCUUGCAAAAAAGUACUAUGACAAGCUGUUUAAAGAGUACUGCAUUGCUGACCUAAGCAGAUACAAAGAAAACAAGUUUGGAUUCCGAUGGCGAGUGGAAACAGAAGUGAUUUCGGGAAAAGGGCAGUUCUUCUGUGGAAACAAGCGGUGUGAAAAGAAAGAAGGCCUGAAAAGCUGGGAGGUGAACUUUGCCUACGUUGAGCACGGGGAGAAGAGGAACGCCCUCGUGAAGCUGCGGCUUUGCCCAGAGUGUUCCUACAGGCUUAACUAUCAUCAUAGGAGGAAAGAAGUUAAGGCAAAGAAAAGACAGCAAACUAAAGACAACAAAGAGGAGCCUCAGUUGAAAAAAGCAAAGUCAUCCCUCUCCAGAAAACACAGACACAAGAAGAAGACGGAAAAGCACUCCUCCAGAAGCCCACAGGACUCAAGCAAAUCAGGUGAAGGUUCUGAAGGCAGUGAUGGAGAGGAAGGUCCAUCUGAUGGAGAUUACUGGAAGGGUCCUGCUCCAAGUACGGAGGAGAAGUCAAGAGAGGAAGAAUUUGAUGAGUAUUUCCAGGACAUGUUUCUGUGACAGACUGAGGAUGGGGUUCUUUUGUUGAGUAUAAAGGGUAAUUCAAAUCAACAUUAGAAGAGAAGAAGAUGAAAUCCAUAAGGAAGCAAUUAAUUCUCUUUCUUUAUUGGCCAGUCUGUACAGUUCCUGAAAUCUCUGUACUUUGGGAUUUUAACAAGAACACCCGUGACAGCUGACCUACUUAUUUUUGCUUUUUCGGAUGUUCUCCAAGAAGAAACCAUUGGUGUCACUUUGGAUUGUAAUGGAGAGAAAAAUUUCAUAGCAGACAUGUUGUGAACUCUUAUGAAAUUGAUUUUUUCACUUUUACGGUGGAUAGACAGCUUCUGCAGUUCUCAAUAAUUUUAACAUCAGAGGGAAGUGAAGCAAAUCUGCUCUGUACUUUGUGCUAUCCAGAUAAAGCAUAGUAUGCCUUAGAGGUUAAGACGUGGAGUGAGAAGGUAAUAGACUAUAAUAUAAUAAACCAUUUGGCUCUCUAGAAGUAGAUGUUACUUAUUUCCACAAAUCCAGUGUUUUUCAGCUGGAGCACAGUGCUGUGCCUUCAGACAUAACGAGUGUGACGUGGAAUUUUUUAAAAGUCAUGUGUGUAUGAGACUUCUAGACUUGGGUAUGGAGAGGGGGCAGUAUAUCUCUAUAAAGUUUUAUAUUUAUGUGGGUGUACUGUGGAAUGGAAAACAUUGAGAAAACUUCUCUAACCCUGUAAAGUAUUGUUUAAAUCUCUGUAAGGAAGGUGCAGACUCGUACCCCGAUCCAGGAACGUGAGAGAACCCACUUGCUGAGCGAGAGACAGCCGAGACCCGGGGGAAACUGCUGACAACUGAGCAGUGUGCUGACAGAGAAGAGCCAGGCAGAGCAGAGCGGGGAGCAGACACAGAGAGCGUGUUGCUGUAGCAGGCUGGCGAAAUGGGCAAUCACAGUACAGGGUUGUUAUCCAAAACAAGCGAGGGUCGCAACAGGGCAGACACAGUAGCGAAGCACCAUGGGAAAGUCCGGAAGAUCGGUCAAAACAAAGCCUAGGGGUGAUCAGGAAGAUGAGGUAAUAGCAAGCAAGCAGAACUAGGGAAAGAAAGAAACGAAGCUUGAGGGGCUCAGUCUCUAAACUCAAUGACAGAUCCUCAAGCUCUGUCAGAUCCUGCCGCCUACGGGGUCCGCCUGAUGUUGUCAUAUGUCUGCAAAAAAAGGUCAGAGUAUUUAAGAGCACCUAGAACGGGCAUGAUCAUGAACUCCUGGCGCUCUGACUGGGGGAUUAGAUUCUGCAGCAGCCAGCGUAGAGACACAGGUUGAUAAUGACGUAACCAACCGUCGCGAUUCAGCUAGCUCGCCUCGCACACCGUCAGCUGGCAAAAUUUAAGUUAAUACUGUAUUGUACUGAAUACUGUGUAUGUUCAGGAUAUUGAUCCAAAACUGUUUUAUAGUGGCGAGAAGGCAUUUUGUAUUCCCAAUUUAAGGCAAAGAGCCUCAAAUCGGCUAUAGAAAAGAUAUAUACGAAAAUAACUUAUGUGUGUGAAAUAAGUGGUAGUGUUACAGGCACCAUACAAGCAAUAUUACAGGUUCAAGGAACUGAAGGUAGUUUUUAAAGAACAACGAUCUAGUGUGACUAGCAAAACCUUGGCCAAAAUCUGAACCUAAACACACAAAGAUUUUUCUUUUUUUUUUGCAUUUUACAAAGCACAAGUUCUAAAUAAUGAGAAAAUACUGCUUUGUGAAAGGUCCCAUUUUGUAGUCGAUAACAUCCCUCCCCGCUGCCACCGGUGCAUGUGUACCAACAUUUACCUAUAAUUUUCGCCUUACUUGCAAGUAGUAAUCCUGAUCCUCAUACUGAUGUGGUGGCAACUACCCUUUGUGUUAUAAUACCUGCCGUUACCUAUCGGCCAUAUAGCUACAAACUGUUGUGUAAGAAUUCUCAAGGUAGAGCUGCACAGCGAGAUAGCAGCUGAUAGUAACUACAGUCGAAGCAGGUGUGUUGGUAUGUUCAUUCAAAAUGUGCUGUGCUUGUGCUCUAUAAACACAACUGAAUAAAUUUACAACAUUGUGUCUUCAAA
Messenger RNA from Lepisosteus oculatus (spotted gar), 3086 nucleotides. It is a transcript of the gene fra10ac1, whose product is annotated as FRA10A associated CGG repeat 1. The record is from RefSeq and is a predicted model, not a curated record. NCBI's taxonomy places the organism in Eukaryota, Metazoa, Chordata, Actinopteri, Semionotiformes, Lepisosteidae.